This is a messenger RNA of Metarhizium acridum CQMa 102, 420 nucleotides long. RefSeq lists its product as uncharacterized. Gene Ontology annotation, molecular function: ubiquitin protein ligase activity. The record is from RefSeq and is a predicted model, not a curated record. Lineage: Eukaryota; Fungi; Ascomycota; Sordariomycetes; Hypocreales; Clavicipitaceae. Gene Ontology annotation, biological process: ubiquitin-dependent protein catabolic process.
AUGUACACAUGCAACUUCUUCGCGCCCGACACAAAAGGCGAGCUGUCCCGGGCUGCUGUGCAUCACCGUCGCGCACCCUGCUCCUCCUCGGCGCACAUGCACGCCAUGAAGCUCAAGGCGCCCUCCCCGUCCCCCGACGCGGCCGCCGGUCCCGGAAGCCAACACGCCCCCCUUCUCGCCGAGAGCAGUAAAGGCCAGAGCGCCGCCCCGGAACCGCCCUCCCGGCGCGGCAGCCAAGACGGCACGGCCGCGACGGGGCAAAACACCACGCACGACGUCCCCGGGUGCUCCAUCUGCGGCGAGCCGCGGACACGAGCGCCGCCCUCCCCGCUGCGCCGGCUGCCCUGCGGACACGAGUUUCACAGCGCCUGCGUCGACCCCUGGCUGCUGGGACACUCGCGCACCUGCCCCCUCUGGUAA